Messenger RNA from Tupaia belangeri chinensis (Chinese tree shrew), 1898 nucleotides. RefSeq names its product abhydrolase domain containing 17C, depalmitoylase (gene ABHD17C). The record is from RefSeq and is a predicted model, not a curated record. Gene Ontology annotation, molecular function: palmitoyl-(protein) hydrolase activity. NCBI's taxonomy places the organism in Eukaryota, Metazoa, Chordata, Mammalia, Scandentia, Tupaiidae. Gene Ontology annotation, cellular component: endosome membrane; plasma membrane. Gene Ontology annotation, biological process: regulation of postsynapse organization; protein depalmitoylation. The transcript has 3 exons. Bases 1 to 624 code for a protein of 207 amino acids.
AUGUUCGCGCGCUGCGCCCCCCCCAGCCGCUACACGCUGCUCUUCUCGCACGGCAACGCCGUGGACCUGGGCCAGAUGUGCAGCUUCUACAUCGGCCUGGGCUCGCGCAUCAACUGCAACAUCUUCUCCUACGACUACUCGGGCUACGGCGUCAGCUCGGGCAAGCCCUCCGAGAAGAACCUCUACGCCGACAUCGACGCCGCGUGGCAGGCGCUGCGCACCCGGUACGGCGUGAGCCCCGAGAACAUCAUCCUGUACGGCCAGAGCAUCGGCACCGUGCCCACGGUGGACCUGGCCUCGCGGUACGAGUGCGCGGCCGUGAUCCUCCACUCCCCGCUGAUGUCGGGGCUGCGCGUGGCCUUUCCCGAUACCAGGAAAACGUACUGCUUCGAUGCGUUCCCCAGCAUUGACAAGAUCUCUAAGGUCACCUCUCCCGUGUUGGUCAUUCAUGGGACGGAGGAUGAGGUCAUCGACUUCUCCCAUGGCCUCGCCAUGUAUGAGCGCUGCCCCCGAGCUGUGGAGCCCCUCUGGGUCGAAGGGGCAGGGCACAAUGACAUAGAGCUUUAUGCACAAUACCUAGAAAGACUAAAACAGUUCAUAUCUCACGAACUCCCGAAUUCCUGAAGGACAACUGGAUGUUACCUCACUUACUGUGAACAGAAGAGUCCUCCGUUCUGCACACGCUUUAACUGGAUAGCUGUCAUGACUCGAUACCCACGAAGACAUGCCCACCCUCUAGGGUCAUCUCACCCAAGAGCUGACGCAGCCUCAGCCUUCCGUAUCUAGAGGUCAUUCGGCCGAUUCCCGCGACACGUUAAACGGGACAGCGGCGAUCCCCAGCCUCCUGCGCCGGCGGGGACGUGGGGGUGCGAGCCGAACGUCGGGCCGGGCUUUCUCACGCUGUAUAAAGUACGCUCACACCUGUCUUCCCACCUCCCCCAUCACCGUUCCUGACUCGUUUCCACAGGCCCGACCCUGCCUCCACCACCGUUCUCGGUAUUGGACGUGCAGCUGUCUUUCAGAUCACUGGAUCCAUGGGCUCAGCCCCUUUGUGAAGCUGUGGUGGUGUAACUGGAAAACCCUUGUGAAAACCCCUGUAUUGAUUCUUUUGUUAACACGCCAGUGUUUCCCCAAGCCAAUGCAUUGACGGGUAAUUUACCGGGCCGGUCAUGAACAGCUUCAUCAACUGUAACCACGUAGGAGUAACUGGAAUAUUCAAAACAAAAGGAGACUGGGGGUUUUUUUAAGUGUAAAUUUAUUACUAGCCAACAGAGUUUUAAUAUUUUGAUUGUCUGGUUGGCCGAACAAAGAGCCUAGCUGGCUUUUCUUCUAUCAAGUCCUCCUUGUAGGCUUUUUUAAAAGUACUGUACAUAUUUGCAAUGACAUUGUGCAUAGAUUCUUAACAGGCAGUUUUCUUUUGUCAGGCUGCAACAAUGAACUGCAAACUCCUUGUUUGUAAUGUAAAUGAUUGAAUACAUUUUGUUAAUAUGUUUUUAUUCCUAUGUUUUGCUAUUAAAAAAAAUUUUAUAACAUUUCCAGGACAAAAAAAAUUCCAAGUUUAUGCUUUGAAGAAUUUAUGUAAUGAAGAUUUCACUAAACGAAUCUUUUUAGUUGAAGAGUUAUUUGGGUUUUGACACUGGAGCUGCACCCAAGAAGCAUCGGAAAUGUCAGAUGCUUAAAAUUGCUACACUACAUGUAUUGGUUGGGGGUUUUGGGUUUGGGGGUUCUUUGGUUUAAUUUAAAAAAAAAAAUUUUUUUUUUCAAAUUUAAAAGCCUUAAAUGUACUGUAAGCCUCAGAUCGUUGUACAGCGGGGUUGCGGUGGAUUGCCGGUUUGUGUCCCGUGGUCUGGAUGCGGCACCGUGGUUGGAAAUGGAAUAAAGAAUGCAUGACCAGAGCG